AUGAGCUGUGAAAGUAGUGGCACGAUACAUGAUAUAAAACGAGCUAUAUCAAUGUGUAAAUGGGCUGCACCUAGCCCUGCACCCAUAUUACGCGCUGUUAAAGGUCAAACGACAAUUGAAUUAGCAAAAAAAGAAGGUUCACCACUUGGUUUAACAAUAUCCGGUGGUAUUGAUAAAGAUGGUAAACCACGAGUAGCACAACUUAAACCAGGUUCAUUAGCACAAAAAUCUGAUGUAUUAGAAACUGGUGAUAUUAUAACAGGAAUAAAUAGUACGAAAACUGCUGGUCUUCGACAUGAACAAAUUAUUGAUUUAAUAAAACAAGCAGGAGAUCAAUUAACAUUAGAACUUGAAUAUGAUUUACCUAAAUGGCCUUUACAUGCAAGUAAUACAGUACAAACAAAAACGAUUCAAAUUCAAUUAGAAAAAGAAAAUCAAAGUUAUGGUUUUAUUUUACGUGGUGGAAAUUCUGAUGAUAAAACUCGAACACGACCACUUAUUAUUACAAAGAUAAGACCACAGGGACCAGCUGAUAAAGAAGGAACACUUAAAAUUGGUGAUCGAGUUUUAGCUAUUAAUGGAAUUAAUGUUAGUGGAGCAACACUUGAAGAUGCUAAUAAUAUUAUGAGACAAUGUCGUGGUACAACUCUAUUUCUUAUUGAAUAUGAUGUUGCUAUUGUUGAUAGUGUUAAACAUGCAACCGGUCCACUUUUAAUUGAAAUUGAAAAAUCACUUGGAUCAACAAUUGGUAUUAAUUUAACACAAAAAUGGAUUCGAAAUAAUCGUUCAGUUAUUGUUAUUGAUAAUGUUAAACCAGCAAGUAUUGCCGAUCGAUGUGGAGCACUUCAUAGUGGUGAUCAAGUAAAUGCUGUUGAUCAAAAACCGUUUGAUGGCAUAUCAUUAAUGGAAGCGAAUGCUAUUGUUCGAGCAUGUACAGGAGAUUUUUGUCAUAUUGAAGUAACACCUGCUAGUGCUUUAGCUGCACAACAUAUGAUAGUUGAAACGACACAAAAUCGAGGUACAAUAAAUAAUAAUGAUAGUAAUCAUCAAUCAUAUUAUCGUCCAGCAGUACAAAUAAAUAGUUCAACAAUGAAAAAUAAUCAUCAAAAUAUACCUCGAAAAUUGAAUAAUAAAACACGGCAUAAUUCAAUUAGUUCACUUAAUUCAUGUUAUCAAACACUUUUAAAUAAUCAAAUGUGUCAUACAGAAACUAUGGAAUGUACACUUCAACUUGAUUCAACAUCAACAAAUAGAAGUUCAGUAGAUGAUGAAACUAUUGGAAGUUUUGGUUUUACAAUUCAAAAUGGUUCGUUUACAACCGAUAUACUUUUACAACCACCUAUUAUUGGAUAUUUGGCACCUGGUGGUAUUGCUGAAAGAUCUGGUACUCUUCAAUUAGGUGAUCGUAUUCUUAGUAUAAAUGGGCAACCAUUAGAAGGUAUGUUAUUAGAAGAUGCUCGAUCAUUAAUUAAAGGAACAAAACAACAAUUGCAUCUGGAUAUUGAAUUUGAUGUUGCUGAUUCUGUUAUGCUGUCAUCUGGUAUAUGUCAAGUAAAAAUUCUACGAAAAAAUCUUGAUCUUGGUUUAUCAGUAACUUAUUCUCGAACUGAAGAUGUUCCAAUUAUAAGUGAUGUUAAACGAGGUAGUAUAGCUUAUCGUUGUGGAAUGAUUCAAGCUGGUGAUCAUCUAUUAUCUAUUGAUACACAUUCAUUACGUGGAAAAAAUUUAAAUGAUAUUCAUUCAUUAUUAAAAACCUCGGAUGAUAUUGUACGAUUACGAAUAAAAAAAGAUGAUAUCUAUUCGGAAGAUAAUCUCUGUGAAAAUGUCGUAGUUUAUAAAGUACAAUUACUUCGACAAGGUGGUCCACUUGGAUUAACAAUAUCAGGUAGUGAAGAUGUAUUUCAACCAAUUGUUGUAUCCGAUUUAUGUGAAGGUGGAUUAGCUGAUAGAACAAAUGCAAUUCAUAUUGGUGAUCGAAUUUUAGCAAUAAAUGAUGUUAGUCUACGUGGUAAAGGUCUUAAUCAAGCAAUUAAAUUAUUACAAACAAGUGGUGAUGAAAUAACAUUAAAAAUUUCUCGAUUACUUCAUCAACCACAAAAAGAUUACACACCAUCAGUUGAUUCAGCUAUUGAUUCUUGGAGUAGUUCAUAUACAGAUAAUAGACUUAGUGAAAAUGGUGAAACAACAACAACAACAACAACAAAAGAUAUUGUUAUUAAUGAACAUCAACAUCAACAUUAUCAAGUACCUAAUCCAAAUACUAGUCUAGGUGAUUUUGUUCUUAAACAUCGAACACAUUUAUUAGCAGCAGCAGCGAAUAGUAAUCGUUCAGUAGGUAUUGCUCCACCUGCAUCAAGUUAUCGUACACCACCAACUAAUGCACGAAUACGAGAAUCACAACGUCAUCCUGAAAAUGAACGUCCAACUUCAUGUGGAAUUAAUGAUAAAACAAAUCGUGCAAGUAUUUAUGAUGCGAAAUAUGAUAAUUAUGCUCGACUUCGUUCAACAAAUGAUACAUUAACAUUAAUACUUAAACGUGAUAAACGUAUAUUAGAUUUUGGUUUUUCAAUAUCUGAUCGUCUUUAUGGUACAGGAGUUUAUGUAAAUAAAAUUCGACCAAACGGUCCAGCUGAAUUAGAAGGAACAUUAAUACCAUGCAUGAGAAUUUAUAAAGUAAAUAAUAUCGAUGUAACACGUAUGGAAUGUAAUCAAGUUGUACCAUUAUUAUCAUCAUCACCAGAUGAUUUAACACUAGUUGUUGGACGACGACCCGCACCAAUGUUCGAUGAAACAGAUGAAUUUUAUGAAAUGGAUGAAAAUGAAGAUGAACAUCGAUCUUCUAUGAUUGCUGAUGGAUCCAUAAAUGAUAAUCGAAAUUCAACUAUUGAUAAUAAUAAUAAUAAUACCUAUGCGAUUAUUUCACAAUCAAAAACAAGCAUUAUAUAA
This is a messenger RNA of Adineta steineri, 2946 nucleotides long. The record is from the annotation of a GenBank genome assembly. NCBI's taxonomy places the organism in Eukaryota, Metazoa, Rotifera, Eurotatoria, Adinetida, Adinetidae.